Messenger RNA from Macaca mulatta (Rhesus monkey), 7067 nucleotides. NCBI's taxonomy places the organism in Eukaryota, Metazoa, Chordata, Mammalia, Primates, Cercopithecidae. The record is from RefSeq and is a predicted model, not a curated record.
AGCCAGGUGUGGUGGGAUGUGCCUAUAAUCCCAGCUACUGGGAGGCUGAGGCAGGAGGAUUGCCUGAGCCCAGGAGGUUGAGGCUGCAGUGAGCUAUUACUGCCCCAGGGCACGCCAGCCUGGACGAUAGUGUGAGACGCUGUCAUUCAUUCAUUCAUUCAUUCAUUUAUCCAUAAAUAAAUAAUUAAAUGUAUAGUUAUUUAUCGUAAUAUUUCUUUAUUAAGAAUUAAAUGUCUUUUAAAAAUGGUGUUAGUUUUAAAAAUUAUUACUUUUUUAGGGAUUUGGUUAUAAUAUUGUAUGGGGUCUCAGUGUUCUGCCUUAUGAGCCCUCAUGUUCUAAAAUUUUAUAUACCAUGUUUUUCAGGGAUGUGUAUAUCCAAUUAUUAUAAGUCUUUCCUCUGUGGAGUAGUGCUUUCUGUGAUGAUGGAAAUGUUUUAUAUCUUGUUUCUAGUAUUGUAGUCAUUAGCCAUAUGUGGCUGUUUAAGUUCAUUAAAUUAAAUAAAAAAUUCAGUUUCUCAGUUGCACUAGCCAUAUUUCAGGUGCCCAGUAGCCACUCAGUGGCUCAUGAUUUCCACAGACAGCACAGCUGUAGAGAGAGCUGAGAGCUUGUAAGGGUCUGUGAACCCCUUGAAAAGACCCCACGGGCUGUUUCCCCAGCCCUCCCCUUCCUGGAGGAGAGGUUAGGAAUUUGCUCUAGAAGAAAAAUUCAAACAGAGGUUCUAGCAUAACGUGGGGCGUAUGGAACGCUGGGGAGGGAAGCUGUGUUGUGAAGUGGUACUGCUGUGGGUCUGAGACUGCCUGCGAGCUGGAGAUGGCUCACCCGGAUGUCUUCCUGUCUGUCCACCUACCUGUCUAUCUAGUCAUCCUGCAGAGCCUUACUGUUGCCCAGCUGAGACCCACAACUGUGUUUAUCUUUAUAGUUAUGUGUUCCUAACCGGAUUAUAAGUAAGAGAGUGGGGUUGUAUUUUAUAAUUCUACAUUCUCCACAAUGGAUAACACUUUUGCAAUGUAUUUAGGAAGGAUAUAGUUAUCUGGCUAGAAGGUGAUGUAUUAUUUAUAUUCCAGUAGAAAUUGAGAAUAAUUCUUCAAUUUUGGGGAACUGGAGUGACUAAAUAUAGGGUGGUUAGGUCAGAAACUAAUAUAGGAUUUAUGACACUUUCCAAUUACAAUGGGGAAAGCUCUGUUAACUCAUGUUUUUUCUUCUAUGAUUGUAUGCCUUCUGCCUCAACCUUAUACUUAGAGGCAGGUCUAUUAGUGAAAUGUUUGACUUUUAGUUUUACUAAGUUAGUAGCUCAAAAGACCUACUAGUUUUGAUACUAGGAGAAUAGGAACCUAGUGCAAAGUAAAACGUGAGUCCAUUUUGUAAGAUUUGGUUUAACGCCACAUUCCACUUUUCAGUAAUCUGUGCAUUUUCACACCCACUCCUGCUUUCUCCUUUUGAACUGAAGCAAUCUCAUGGGUAAUAACCUGAUUUUCCUUCCUUUGUACAGGUUUUAGUCACUCCUUAUGUUGCUUUUGAAUUGGUUUAAAUAGAUAUAUUUAAAUACAAUAUAUAAUUCUAGUUACAAAUUGUGUAGUUACAGAGGUUUAUUGUCUAGCUUUAACUGAUUUGCAUAUAUUAUUUUUAAAUUAACAUUUACAGUGUAGCAUGGUUUAUUAUGCUAGGUGAUUAGCGUUUCUUGCAAGUAAAAUGCAAUAUUCUAUUAUAUGAAAUAUUUUAAGAUACUCAAAUGUAAAAUACAUAAUGGCAUGGAUAGGCCAAUAGCCAUCACAGUGUGAACUGAAGGAGUGCUUCUCCUCUGCGUGGUAUGUGGUAUAUGUUCUUUCCUCUGUGAGGUAUAUGGUAUAUGUUCUUUCCUCUGUGAGGUAUAUGGUAUAUGUUCUUUCCUCUGCGUGGUAUAUGGUAUAUGUUCUUUCCUCUGUGAGGUAUAUGGUAUAUGUUCUUUCCUCUGUGAGGUAUAUGGUAUAUGUUCUUUCCUCUGCGUGGUAUAUGGUAUAUGUUCUUUCCUCUGUGAGGUAUGUGGUAUAUGUUCUUUCCUCUGUGAGGUAUAUGGUAUAUGUUCUUUCCUGUGUGUGGUAUAUGGUAUAUGUUCUUUCCUCUGCGUGGUAUAUGGUAUAUGUUCUUUCCUCUGUGAGGUAUGUGGUAUAUGUUCUUUCCUCUGUGAGGUAUAUGGUAUAUGUUCUUUCCUCUGUGAGGUAUAUGGUAUAUGUUCUUUCCUGUGUGUGGUAUAUGGUAUAUGUUCUUUCCUCUGUGUGGUAUAUGGUAUAUGUUCUUUCCUCUGUGAGGUAUAUGGUAUAUGUUCUUUCCUCUGUGAGGUAUAUGGUAUAUGUUCUUUCCUCUGUGAGGUAUAUGGUAUAUGUUCUUUCCUCUGUGAGGUAUAUGGUAUAUGUUCUUUCCUCUGUGAGGUAUGUGGUAUAUGUUCUUUCCUGUGUGUGGUAUGUGGUAUAUGUUCUUUCCUCUGCAUGGUAUAUGCUAUAUGUUCUUUCCUCUGUGUGGUAUAUGGUAUAUGUUCUUUCCUGUGUGUGGUAUAUGGUAUAUGUUCUUUCCUCUGUGUGGUAUAUGGUAUAUGUUCUUUCCUCUGUGUGGUAUAUGGUAUAUGUUCUUUCCUCUGCGUGGUAUAUGGUAUAUGUUCUUUCCUCUGUGACGUAUGUGGUAUAUGUUCUUUCCUGUGUGUGGUAUAUGGUAUAUGUUCUUUCCUGUGUGUGGUAUAUGGUAUAUGUUCUUUCUUCUGUGAGGUAUAUGGUAUAUGUUAUUUCCUUGGUGUGGUAUAUGGUAUAUGUUCUUUCCUGUGUGUGGUAUAUGUUCUUUAAAGGGAGCAGCCACUGCUUCCCACCUCAUUGAAAUUCACACUGCAUCCAGCACUACUGGAAAACUAAUGAAAAUGCUGGGACUACAGGGCUUUAUUUUACUGUUGAGAAUUCUCAGUGGUUACAGUAUUAUGUAGUGCCUAAUUCUCCUGGUGUCGCCUUCUUUUUAAAUAGUGAUUUUUAUUUUCAGUCCAGUGAUCCAUUUCAUUCAUUAACCCCCUAACCACUGAGUAAGCUUCAUGUCACAAAAGAGCUUCCAAAGGAAGAAUCAGGCAUUGGAUUUAUUAUAAAUAUAGAUGUUCUAAUUAUUCCCGAAUUGCAAUGUAUGUAGUCUCAUUUGCAUUAAAAACUAUGGCUUUUAAGUUAGACUCUGAAAGGAUCAAAGUGCUGCAAUGAGAGAAUGAAUGCUGUGCUUCUCCUGGACUGUGAUCUCAAGUGUUCCAGCCGUCACCAUAGCAAAAUUAGGCUCCAUUUCCUAAAAUCUCUUCAGUGCCCCCAAGGAAAAACUAAACUGGAGCAUAAGGAUUUUCAUGUCACUUUUCCCCCUUUUGUUUGAUUUCCUCUCCUUAACAUAAAAUCAACACUGGUUGUGCCCUUCCUUUUGAAACAUUGAUUUGCUGUGAGAAGUUGGCUCAUAUUGGAUCAUGCAUGUAAUCUGUACAGAUUUGUACCCAAAGCAGUGAUUAGCAUUCACGCCAUGGCUUUUUGUGUCAAGUGCUGUUUCUGGUGAACAACUGGAGCCUCAGAUGACUUAAGGCAGUUUUGAAAUGUAAGAGAUGUUAUCUCUAGGAUAUUAUGAAGUAUUUCGUGAUGUUAUUUUGAUUUUUCCCUUGCAGUUUAAAGAAAUUUCUUUUUUCUGUGUAUCCAUUGGAAUGUGUGUGUACAUUAUAGCAAUGACCAGAAAGUAAUUUUUAACAUGUCGUUUAUAGUUACUAUGUAGAAACUUGUCUGAAUACUGUAAAAAAUUAUUGGUGCAUAAAAUCUGUUAUAUUACAUGCUUUUAUGUAUUACACUCUUCCAUAUAGUAGGGAUAUCUAUUUCCUUAUUUUAUUAUAUGGAUCUAUUGCUGAUGCUGAUAUCUACUGCCCAGUGACUACAGAAGCUCCUUUCUGGACAACCUGUUUAUUACGCUCUCCAUGUGUCCACAGCUAAAUCAAAAAAGCAGGAAACAAGAGAAAACGUACCUCUUUGAAAGUGGCAUGUCGGCUGGGAUGAGAGAGAAGAGUAAGAAUGAUGGAUAGUUUUAGAGAAUAAAAGACUGCUCUCAGGAGUGAAUGAAGACAAGAAUCUGAGCACAUCAAAUACCAUGCUUAGCAGAAACCCACAGAACUCACUGGCCAAGAGUAUACUAAGUCUGGAAUUGGAAAAAUUCUCUGGGAUAGAAUAUAUUGGAGACUUAUCUAAAUGGAAGUAUUUAGUUGAAAAUGUACAUCAUAUGAUAAAUAGUUCUAUCAAAGUUAGGAAGCUGAGUAACGGAGACAGAUACUACCGUGAGAGAAACUGAUUUGCUCUACGUAUGUAUUAGAACUGCACUAUCAAAUACGAUAACCCGCGGCCACAUUUGACUGCUUAAAUAAUUAAAAUCAAAUUAAAAAUUAAGUCCUUCUCUUGCACUAAACACAUUUCAGCUGCUCAACAGCCAUGUGUGGCCAGUGGCUACCAUAUUAAAUGGUGCUGAUAAAAAAGAUUCUAUUAUUGCAGAAAGUUCUAUAGAACAGUUCUGCUCUGGGAGAAUUUCUUCUCAAUCAAGAGAGGCACAAGGAUUAUGAUACUAUUCUUUGAUAAAAAUAAGUCCAACAAGCAGGUUCUGAUGGUGUGCGACUGUAGUCCUAGUUACUUGGAGGCUUAGGCAGCAGGAUAGCUUGAGCCCAGAAGUUCAAGUCUAGCCUGUGUGGUACCUUGGACUGACUACUGGAUCUCUCCAAAUUUAGCAGGGCACAAGAUAGGGCAGCAUUCUAGCCUAACUCCUGGUUCUCUCUUCCCUUUUCCAUUUUCCUUAGGUUGUCAUUUCCUAUGUACUUCUUUUAAAAUGUAUGUUCACUUAUUUUCUUGAAUGUGUUUAUGCAAACUAAAUCUUUCUGGUGGGCAAGUGCGGAUUAAAGGGAAAUGGCCUAUUCUUUCUCUUUCUGCCUUUGUUUCCCUACAUGUGAAAAAAAGAUUGAUGUCGUUUGAGAAUUAAUGAAUUGAUCACUUGGAGCAAUUGUAAAAAUGUCGAGCAUUAUAUACAGAAUAGCACAUAGUUCAGAAGAAAACCAGGUCACGGCUUUAGGAAAAGUCAUGGUUCCUAAAAGUUUGGUGAAUUACCAGAUUAGAAAAUCUUCACACAUUUAUCAGAUUAGCGUUUAAAUACUGUGAUAUUAAAAGUUGUCAUGUAAUUGGAUAAUGUGAAGUUUGUGCCUCACUUUUGGGGUCCACCUGCUUAACACUUGGAAAAAUCUUUAAGGCCCAGAUUUUUAGAGCUGAAGGUAGAUAAAAGUCUGUUUUAGGUUUAAUGUUUUAGGAAGACGUUAAAAUACUUCUAGUAUCUUGCCAUUUUCUGAACACCUCAAAAUACUUGAAAGGCAUGUGCUGUGAUUUGAAUGUUUGUCCCUCCAAAAUGCAUGUUGAAAUGUAAUUGCCACUGUAUCAGCAUUAACAGGUGGAACCUUUAAGAAGUGAUGAGGCUGUGAGAGUUCCAUCCUCAUGGGUGGGAUUGGUGUCAAUAUAAAAGGUGAAUUCAGCCCCCCUUGUUGUAUCUCGACCCUUGUCUUCUGUCACGAGAUGACACAGUCAGAAGCCCUUUGCUGGAUACCAGCACCUUCCCAGCCUCCAGAACUGUGAGCCAAUUUGUUUAUCAUAAAUUUCCCAGUCUGAGGUAUUUUAUUAUAACAGCAAAAACAGACUAUGAUAGUGUGUUAUUUAACUUUGCAUCUUCUCUAUAAGAUGAAUAAAGGCCAAUUGUAAACAUUAUCCUUCUAUAAAGAGAGUUUCAAAAUUUUAAUUUCAAUAGGAUUAAGUAAAUUAUUGGUAUUAUUUUGUUCAGUGGCAGGUAGACUGAAACAUUGUAACACCUUCUAUCACAAACUUAUUCUACAGGUUAUUACUAAUUAUUUGACUUAAAUAGACACUAAUCUCUUUUUUUUUUUUUAAAUUAGUAAGACAAGUGGAUUUCAAAGAAUUACUGCAGGAUGAUAAGAUGAGGAACAAAAACCAAAUGGAGAGUUUCUCAAGAGAACGAUAGUGUAGAAUUUUUGAAAGUGAGCAAAGAAAAUUUAUUAGGUGAUAUUCUAACAUUGUUUUUAUAAUGAAUUUAAUUUUAAAAUAAAUGAAGAACUAAUCGAACAUUUAGAGUAAUAGUCAUCCUUAGUGAAUGGUGAAACAAGUAGUGUAGCUUUAUUUGUAGAAAUUGUUACAGCCCAUUACAUUGUUAUUCAUGGUCUAAAUGAAGUGAAGUGUAGCUUCAAAAUUUAUAUGAAAAUGUAAAAAAAGUUGGUUCAAAAAUUCCACUUUAUCUAUUUAUUCAUUUUUAGUUUUGUCAUCCCAAAGAUGUUCUGAUUUUUGUCCCAAGGAUGAUGGGAACUUCUUAAAGCAAUGGAAGUAUCUAAAAAUAACAUACCUACUAAAAAAAAAAAAAAGGCUUUUUUUUUUUUUUUUAGAAAAAACAUUGUAUUUAGAUGAUGGAGGUUUGGUUUUUUGUAAUAAAGUGAUGGUGCUGCUGGCAGCAGCUUGUUGUCUCUGAGAAACUGCUACAGAAAGGAGUAGCAGUAGAAUAAAGAGUUUGAACUUCUUAAUCAAAGGAUCCUAGAUUGUCACUUCAGCUACCAUGAAAUGUAUCUAUUAAUAGAUAUUAAAAAGUUAUGGCUGUUUCGGGUUUUAUGCUGCUGUCAGCUUGGUCUAUAGGCAAUGGACCAGGAAAGAGAUCAGGGCCAGUGCCACCAACUAUUGCUAAAAAAGGCAACAAAGGAGAGUGGAAAUCAGAACCAGUUACUUGAUUUUCUUAUGCCUCAAAAUGUUGGAGCCUCGCGUAGGAGUACCACACAGUCCAUUAUUCUAUAAACUUUGUGUUGUCUUAAAAAGGACACAAUCCCGAGAGUCCUACAAGAUAAACUUUUAAUGAUAAUUAAACAUGGAAGCCAGUUAAAUUGCCCUGCUUUAGAGCCUUCUGAAGUAAACGUUAAAAUAAGGAAAUGUGAGGCCGGGCGCGGUGACUCAUGCCUGCAAUCCCAGCACUUUGGGAGGCUGAGGCAGGCGGAUCACUCAAGGUCAGGAGUUUGAGACCAG